AGUGCCCUCCUGUUUGGUAAAAAAAAAAAAAAAAAAUUAUAAUAAAUUGAAAAAAGGCUUUCUCUCCUACGUUUGUCUUUUAGCCACAGAGGGGGAGUAUUGCAGGUGUGUAAGCAGAGAAGGGAUGUGAGAGGCGACGGUGUAGCUGCCCGAUUCGUAUUCAGUUAACUGCAGUCAGUGGAAGAACACGGUGGUUUGCUGUCCAUUGUCUGAUCUUUUUCUUAGUGUAUUGCUCCUACUAGCCGAAAUUCGUAUUCGCUGGAUUAUUCUCAGGCGUUCUUCAUUUCGCAAGACUGCGUAUUUAUUGAAUUUAAAAUAGAUUUGACCUUUGCCAUUGGUCUAUUCGGGUUUGACAGUUGAGUAAAAAGCAACAACGGUAAAAACAGAUCAGGUGGUUGCACGUGAUGGGCGAGUGCAGGUCGCCAGUGGAAACUUUUUUGGUUGGCUAGUUCGCGUCUAUACCUCACUGGGCUUUUUUUGUGUGUGUGUUUUUGGCUCUACUUUGAAAGCGGAAACGGUCAGCGCAUCCGUUGCCUUAGGCAUUAGGUGACGAUUGUACUGUUCCAUUGUGUUUGGUGCCCCGAUUGAAAUUUCGAAUAGCUCUGAGACGUUAUGGAUAUCUAUUCGGAUGCCGAUGAUAAUGUCCCUUUAAAGCCGGCCAAGUUGAGAACAAUACGGCUUAAUCGAAGACCAGGUGUUCCAUAUUUUGGAUUCGGGAUACGUGGAGGGCGUGAGUAUGGAUUAGGAUUUUUUGUCACCAAGGUCGUAGCUGGUAGCGAAAGCGAGCUGCAAGGAUUGUCGGUUGGCGAUCAGGUAAUUCGCAUCGAUGGGAUGCGAGUAGAGGAAGCAUUACACAGGGAAAUGCUGAACUUCAUUCGAUCAAAAUCGCACAUCACCUUGUCAGUUAGAAGUGGAGGCCUCGUUCCAUUUUAUGAAUGCACCAAUCACGCCCUAUCAUGGCAACCGGUUAAGACCGAUCGCGUCCAUCAUCCGGCCUUAUCAGCAUCUUCUUCAUGGAGUCCUACCGAAGUAGCGCCCUCAUUCGCCAGUUUGACUCUCCGAUCACACAAUAAAGGAAGAUUUGGAUGCAGUGUCUGCGAAGGCCCACCGCACCGGAGAGGAGUCUACAUUCAAACAACCGAAGAAGGAAGUGUGGCUCGCAUGGCAGGAAUCAAAUCCGGUGAUCGGAUUCUUCAUUGCAAUGGCAUGGAUAUGACCUCUGUGGAUUUCGAUGAGGCGGUGAUGAUGCUGAAAGAAUCGAAUGUUUUGAAUUUGAUAAUAAGCCGAGGGGCUGGUAGCGAUUUCAUUUCACCUGGCGAAUCUUCCGGCUACAACAGCGCCGCUUCUUCCGUCAAUGGUGACCAAAGCCCAUUGCAAAACGGGAAACAGAAACGACUCUCCGUCGUAAGAGAAGAAAUGAUUGAUGUCGUCGAUGAAAGACGAGGCGUAGUGGUCGGUAGCGCGACUGUCGAUUUCUGUCACCGAAAUGGCAUGAAGUGGAAUGUACAUGAAACCUGUGGCAAAGAACCGAUUCAUCAAGCUGUUCAGCAAUGGAACCGCACCUCUGUUGUUUCAGAGGAACAGGAAGAACGAAAGCGGUUGCAAGAAGAACGCCGGCGGAUUGAAGAAGCUCAUAAAUUACUAGCCGAAGAAAAGGAGAAACUUGCCAGAGAUCGCCAACAACUUGAGGAUGCCAGACUUCAGUUACUAAACGGUUCUGCCCCUUCCUUGAAAACUGUGCAACCAACGAAUAAGCCUUACGCGGAACCGGAAACGGUGGUUAAGCCACCCGGUGGAGGAACCGUUCAUGAGCAGCUUAUGGUGGAAUUCAAACAAAAAAUGGUGUCAUUAAAAGCGACAGAUGUCACCUCCGGCAUUGUGACUGGGCAAGAGGCCAGUCAGGUAGGAAAGGUUAAAGAAACUUCGGCAUCAAACACGCACCUACCGUUGAAAGCAAGUCAGUCUGCACCACCAGCACCUCCUUUACCUCCGCCGCUGCCGACAGGUGUGACUGUCGCGGCACGGAAGAAGCCAGCACCUCCUCCACCCGUGCCAGUUCCUGAUUACGAUCUUUCGUCUUUUCCGCGAAAGAUGGAUAACACAGAACAAGAAGUGGAGGAUGGCAUCAGUUUGCGUAGCAGAUUGGACAAGCCAUUAUCAGAUUUUUUGCCCUCCAAGAGACAUAGUACAUCGCCACGCGGAGCAAAGCAACCUGAUGGAGUCAUCAAGAACCAGUUGCAGUCGGAACUGAGUCAAACGCUAUCGCGGGCCCGUCUCAGACAACGCAUUCCUUCCACCGAUCUCGAGCUUAACGAAGAAAACAAACCGAAAUCGCUGGCCGAAGUAAAUCCUCCUAUUGUAUCAAAAGAAGAAAUGGCGAUUGAGAAGAAUAGACCAGCUGCACAGCAACCACCAGUUUUGUCAACAUUCAGACGAGCUCCUUCAUCCGAAAUCCAAGCCAAAAUGGCUUCAUUGGCUGCUGCUUCGACCAAUGGAUCGGGCCGUGAUGCAACCAUUUCUCAGUUGCCGGAUAAUAAAGUCACAAUCAAAGUCCAUCCGUACGUUUCGCGAUCGGACUUUGGUCAAACGUAAGAGACCGUAUUUCGUUUGCUUGUUAUUGCCCGGCUUGUAAUAAGAAUCACGUUGUACCAAGUCACGCCUGCUUUCACUUUUAUUUUAUAGACACUUUCCACGUUAAUGUUGUGUUUCAGAACGAAAGUUUCUGGGGAUCUAUAUAUCUAUUUACAGAUUCGUUGUCCUUCUUUAUUUUGGACAGAACGUACAUCGACAGUGUGCCCGUAACGGAACUCUGAUCUUCUUUUGUGUCGUCAAAAAAAUACAUCCUCUCCAGUUAUUGUACAUUA
This is a messenger RNA of Daphnia magna, 2864 nucleotides long. RefSeq names its product harmonin. The record is from RefSeq and is a predicted model, not a curated record. Bases 613 to 2592 code for a protein of 659 amino acids. The transcript has 15 exons. Gene Ontology annotation, molecular function: protein binding. Gene Ontology annotation, biological process: rhabdomere development. NCBI's taxonomy places the organism in Eukaryota, Metazoa, Arthropoda, Branchiopoda, Diplostraca, Daphniidae. Gene Ontology annotation, cellular component: cilium; plasma membrane; stereocilia ankle link complex.